AUGUACUGUCUUGACAUGAUUACUGAUGCUGGUCUCCUUGCUUCUAAACCUAUCUCUACUCCUUCUGAUCCUUCCAUCAAAAUACACCAAGGUCUCAGUCAUCCUUAUCAUGAUAUCUCUGCUUAUAGAAGGCUGGUGGGAAAACUAUUAUACUUGAAUGCCACAAGACCAGACAUUACAUUUAUAACUCAACAACUCAGUCAAUACUUAUCAAAUCCCACCAUAAAUCAUUAUAAUGCAGCCAUUAGAGUUUUAAAAUACUUAAAAUUCUGCCUAGGUCGUGGAUUAUUUUUUCCUGGAGACUCUUCAUUACAUCUCAUAAGCGUUUCAGAUGCGGAUUGGGCUGAUUGUAAGGAUACAAGAAGAUCUAUAUCUGGUCAAUGUUUCUUCCUUGGAAAGUCUCUAAUAUCAUGGCACACUAAGAAGCGGUUAACAAUAUCUAGAUCUUCUUCUGAAUAA
Trifolium pratense (red clover) is the source of this 459-nucleotide messenger RNA. RefSeq lists its product as uncharacterized. The record is from RefSeq and is a predicted model, not a curated record. Bases 1 to 459 code for a protein of 152 amino acids. Lineage: Eukaryota; Viridiplantae; Streptophyta; Magnoliopsida; Fabales; Fabaceae. The transcript has a single exon.